Messenger RNA from Chanos chanos (milkfish), 1967 nucleotides. RefSeq names its product hexosaminidase B (beta polypeptide) (gene hexb). Gene Ontology annotation, cellular component: lysosome; membrane. Gene Ontology annotation, molecular function: beta-N-acetylhexosaminidase activity. Gene Ontology annotation, biological process: glycosaminoglycan metabolic process; ganglioside catabolic process; carbohydrate metabolic process. Bases 9 to 1694 code for a protein of 561 amino acids. NCBI's taxonomy places the organism in Eukaryota, Metazoa, Chordata, Actinopteri, Gonorynchiformes, Chanidae. The record is from RefSeq and is a predicted model, not a curated record. The transcript is spliced from 14 exons.
UCUCAUACAUGGACCGAAAUCAGCUGACUGAGGAAGAAAGUAGUCGUAGAGUAAAUAUCAUGGGACUACUGCUGAACUGUGCGGUUUUCUUGCUGGUUGUUAUUGUUUGUAGCGGAUGGCAAGAUGAUGGGAACUAUGACGGGAGACUGAGUGAUUCAGAUCCCAUCUCCUUGUGGCCUCUGCCACAGAAAAUCCAGAUAUCAGCAGUUGCUUUCAAACUCAGCGCGUCUUCUUUCCAAAUAAGUCACGCCAAAGAGUCCUCGGCCGGCCCAGGGUGCAACCUUCUGCAAAAUGCAUUUCGCAGGUAUUUUGAGUAUAUGUUCGGCAGCGUAAAAAAUGAAGCAAAACCCCGAAAGAAGGUCUUUAGCUCAGAAUUAACGGAGCUUCAAGUUUGGAUCACAUCAGCUGACCCGGAGUGUGACGGUUAUCCCAGUCUGAAAUCAGACGAGUCAUACGAGCUCUCUGUGGACCAGCCCAGCGCUGUACUGAAAGCGUCCAAUGUCUGGGGAGCUCUGAGAGGUUUGGAGACUUUCAGCCAGUUGGUAUAUGAAGAUGACUAUGGCGUCAACAUUAUCAAUAAGACAAGCAUUGUGGACUUUCCUCGUUUCGCUCAUCGAGGGAUUUUAUUGGACACUUCUCGCCAUUAUCUGCCACUCAGAGUCAUCCUAGCCAAUCUGGAAGCCAUGGCAAUGAACAAGUACAACGUUUUUCACUGGCAUAUUGUGGAUGAUCCGUCCUUCCCCUACUUCAGCCGCACAUUCCCUGAACUCAGUCAGAAGGGAGCCUUCCACCCAUACACACACGUGUACACACCAGCAGAUGUGAAGAUGGUCAUCGAGUUCGCUCGCAUGAGGGGAAUUAGGGUCAUACCUGAGUUUGACACUCCAGGACACACACAGUCAUGGGGCAAAGGUCAGAAGGACCUUUUGACUCCAUGUUAUUCAGGUUCUAGCCCAUCUGGUACCUUCGGUCCCGUAAACCCCAUCCUUAACACCACGUAUGAGUUCAUGGGACGCUUCUUUAAGGAGGUCAGCACCAUGUUCCCUGAUGCGUACGUCCAUCUGGGUGGAGAUGAGGUCGAUUUUUCUUGCUGGAAAUCCAACCCAGACAUUCAGAAGUUCAUGGAGGAGCACGGUUUUGGCCACGAUUACAGCAAAUUGGAAUCCUACUACAUCCAGCGGCUCCUGGACAUUGUGUCUUCCACCAAUAAAGGUUACAUGAUCUGGCAGGAGGUCUUUGACAAUGGAGUGAAGCUGAGACUGGACACACAGAUCCACGUGUGGAAGGGCAGUAAAGAUCAGUAUGAGACUGAGAUGGCGCGAGUGACCGGGGCGGGUUUCCACGCUCUCCUCUCAACGCCCUGGUACCUCAACCGAAUCAGCUACGGCCAAGACUGGCAUGGCAUUUACACUGCCGACCCACACAGCUUCAACGGCACAGAGGAGCAGAAGAAGCUUGUGAUUGGUGGAGAAGCUUGUCUCUGGGGAGAGUAUGUGGAUGCCACUAACCUCACUCCUCGACUAUGGCCAAGAGCCAGUGCUGUGGCAGAGAGAUUGUGGAGCGACAAGGACGUAAAAGACAUUGGCAAUGCCUACGGUCGUCUGGCCCAACACCGCUGCCGCAUGGUUCAGCGAGGGAUUCCAGCUGAGCCCCUGUUUGUGGGGUACUGUCGUCACGAGUACAAAGGCCUGUGAUGACCAUUAGAGAAGCACUAAAAGAACAAAGGGAAACACACAAGAUAAUCAAAGUUUCAACACCAGUCAGAGAUUACCUUCAUCUCACGCAUAGUAUUCUCUUUCUCUCUAUCACCUGUGCUGUGUGCAAAAAUCUGAACCUGAAGUUAUUCUUUUAAAAUUCAUACACCAGCUUUCUGAAGUCCACAAAUGUUGUCUUUUUUUUUUUUUUAGGUUUUGGAAUGAUCAUUUGAUAUAGAUAAAUGUUUGUAUAAAUAAAGUUCACAAAAGUGG